UGCUAUCAUCCAUCAUAUGAACCAAAAGAGAGCAGCGCCUCAGUGCCUGAUCAUGGCCAGAGCCCUGCAUAUCGCAGAAUAAGUGCCCAGUUAGUGAAGAUGGCGAAAUUCUAUCUGUUUGAUCCAGGAAUCGAGCUCAACAUGACCAGAGCCAUUCCAGAAGUGCAGGGAGAUUCCCAGCGCUUCAUUCCAUGUGAAUACAAGAUCAUGCCAGCCAGAGUUCUGCACAACUUGAACCUGAGUUCAGAUUGCACACUGAUGGGAAAACACGAUCACACGCAUCCCAGUCCAGUCCAGAGAAGUGUAGUGGUAGUCCAAGUAGUUGACCCAGCUGUUGCAGCCGUCAAUUUUGAAUACCCAAGAAAUCCAGCUAGCACAAAGCUUGGAUUGAGUCCAGAUUGUGCAGCACAGACGUGCCAUGAGUUCAGAGCCAAGCCAGACGAAAGCCUUAGAGCCUCAGACUCUUUUAGUUCGCACAUAAACACCAGACUGGUUAAGAAUGAAGUGAUAGUUUCAAGUGCAGAGACCAAGCACGAAGAGAAUGAUGGUGCUGAGCACACCACAGCCAUACUGCAAGUUGUACAUGAGGAUGCGACUAAAGACAACACUGUGUACCUUAGUGAAGUCUCACAGAUCGCUGACCCAGUGGAGUAUUUCACUUGGGAUUCUGGAUAUGAAUCCGAUGACACUGCAGUUGACAGUGAAAUGCCUGAAUACACCGGACUCACUAUCUCACACGAAGCCAUUCCUGCCAUUGUGCCACAUGAAAAACGAGUCAAUUAUUUGAUUUAUCACUAUGCUGCCAUACAUCAAGGUUACAUGAUGACGAAAAAUCCCACUGUUGAACUUUGUGCUGAUUCCAUGGAAGCGCUUGAGUGCGCUGGUACUCCAUGCCCACCCGAUUUCUUUGAUGAUGGAUACGAAUGUCCACCUGAGAAAGACCCAGACAAGGUCUUAAGCAUGAACCAGAAUGCGGGCAAUGAGCUGGCCCGAGCUGAGGAAAUUUCAUGUGAGUCUGAGUUGACUCAAGUGGCCAAUUGCAUGUUAGUCACCGAGUUCCAGGUUGACAUUUGCAAACCAGAGACAUCAGAGCACUCUCUCAUCAUUCAAGAACACAUUGUAGUCAUCGGAGAGUCCACACCAGACAUGACAAGCAAGUUUGUCAGAACAGUAGCGCAAGAGUGCACUGAGCUUAAAUCAAAAGAGCUAAGGCCUCCCAGCCUCAGUGACGAGCUCUAUUGGUCUCAUAUGACACCGAUCUCAGUACCAGAAGAGAUCCCAGACGGUUUUGGCCAAGUUCCAGCAAUGGGA
Cantharellus anzutake is the source of this 1311-nucleotide messenger RNA. RefSeq lists its product as uncharacterized. The record is from RefSeq and is a predicted model, not a curated record. NCBI's taxonomy places the organism in Eukaryota, Fungi, Basidiomycota, Agaricomycetes, Cantharellales, Hydnaceae. The annotation marks the transcript as partial. The transcript has 5 exons.